AUGCUUGCUCCUCGUAUAGCCCACUUUAAUGUCAUAAACCUUGCCGGAGGCACGGAGACAGUAUCGAUAUCAUACGCUAUUGGUAGAGACGAGGUCGAUACGCUCUUCACUCUAGCGGAUUGCUUGGAAAUGCACAUCAGGCUUGGGACAAAUAUCGUCAACGUGACUUCGACGUGUACCAGAACCUUGGUAUACCUUGAGGAAGCAGCUGAUGACUGGUUCACUAGACCGUAUCUUCACCCACUAGAUAAAGAGUCGCGGGAACGAGAAUGGGGCGCUUUGAGGGAGCGCUGGGUUACGGACGAUAUCUUGGAGUCGCUUUCUAACUCAAGGGGAGGCAGCGAGGACCACGGCAAGGGUCCUUCGCCGGUUCUCACCAUAUAUGACUCCGACAGUCCACCAGCAAGGACAAGAAUCCCAGCCUCUAAUGGAAGAUCGUUGCUAGAGACGUUCACUAGAGUCUUGCAGCGCUUGUUAGGCCACAAGAUUCGGGUCGAGUCGCUCGUUUACAAUCCUGAAGUGGCACAGAUCGUCAUUAUGUCCAAGGCGGGAGAAGAUAGGAGCAUGGGGUGGACGGAAGCCUUGGCUCCUUUCAUGGGCGCAGAUACCACCGCUUAG
Molecule: messenger RNA, 618 nt
Organism: Coprinopsis cinerea okayama7#130
Lineage: Eukaryota; Fungi; Basidiomycota; Agaricomycetes; Agaricales; Psathyrellaceae
Exons: 2
Coding region: 1-618 (205 amino acids)
Source: RefSeq, a predicted model, not a curated record